AUGUCACUUGCGAUUCCCACAUCACCCGCUCUCUUCCACCGCGCUGCUCUUCACUCAUCCUCUCUCCACAUUCACACACAUAUCACCACUGUCCACGCCACGACCGGAUAUUGUGACUCCGUUCGCGCUUUCGUCAACAGCAUCUGUCUCGACACUGUAUUCUGUGCACAAGCGCAGGGUAAGGUUGCGAAUAUGAACGCGAUGGAGACCUACCACGGGCACGUACGGACUCCUACGGACGCUAUCAUUCUGUUCGAAGCAUGCCGGAUCGGACUCCUGCCGCGUGUGCAACGUAGACUGUCGGAGAAGGAGCGACAAUCGAUCAAGUCGGGCUCAGUCUUCGUGUGGGACGAAAGGGAAGCUGGCAUGCGAAGAUGGACGGACGGAAAAUCAUGGAGCGCCAGUCGAGUGUCGGGCAGCUUUCUCACCUACCGUGAGAUGGAGGGCAAGCGGGGCGGCAACAACUACGACAAGAAUGCGAAUCGGGAUGGUGUGCCGGGAAGCGGCGAGAACGACUCCGACGGCGGACCUGACGGGUAUCGAUACAAGCCGGACGGGCUCAUGAAGCAGUCCUUCUCCAUCACGACGAAUAACGGACAACAUCUGCACCUGAUCAGCUACUUCUCGCGAUCUGCUGCUACGGCGUCUGGGCUCGUGCAGCCGAGCAACGACCCACAGUUGCGACACAUUCGUCCGGAGAAGGGCAUGUACCCGGAGUCGACGGUUCACGAACAAAGCACUAUCCCAGCUGUGACCCAAGGACCCAUGACAUCCCCUGGCUACACACAUGCGCCGAACCAGCCGCAGCAGUAUCACCGUCCACCGUAUGGUUACGGCCCACCCGGCUACCCUCCAAGUCCUAUGCACACCCCACCUCCACACCCUCAUCAGUAUUCUCCCUACUACCACCAUCCAUCUCACAACCCUUAUCCUGGUCAGUCGCCACUGCAGCACAUGCACUACCCGCCUCCACCUCCCGGAUACGGUGCGCCUGCUCAGAUGACUCCCUUCGACCGCCCGCCACCACCAAUGUCCAACAACGGUCUGCCACCACCGCCGCCGCAUCAAUACGGUGGGCACAUGCCUCCGCCUGGCUACCAAGGGUACCACGGCUAUCAGGGCGGCUAUGGUUAUCAGCCACCGCCAAUCCAGAAUGGACAGUACCCGCCACCACACCAGAGUGCACCACCGCCGUACGGCAACAAUGCACAGCAGCAGGCUCAGCAAGCACAACAGGUACAACAAGCCCAACAGGCACAGCAGGCACAACCAGCUCCGGCUCCGGCCCCAGUGCAAGCUCAAGCUCCAUCCCAAGCUCCACCGCAGGCGUCGGCGCCGGCACAGUCGACACCACAAGACGACAGCAUUCCGAAACAGGACGGCCGGCAAGACUCUCAUCGGAGCUCAAACGGCGGCGACGACUCACCGACCGCCGCCAGCCCCACCGAGCAGACACAGCCAAACGCUCAAGCUGCCGCCGGCGCGCAGCAGCCUACAGGCACAGCAGGACAGACCAUCCCAAGCAUCUCUGCCAUGCUCAACGCGGGCGAGAAUGGCCAGCCUCCACAGCGGACGAGCAGCAAAAGCCCGACCCGUACUGCAGCCAAGCCACUGCAGGACAUUCCCAGCCACAAGCUCGGGUUCGAGGGGACGCGUGACAUUCAGACGUUGCGCAACCUGGACAAGUCUACGUUCAAGUACUAA
Saxophila tyrrhenica is the source of this 1704-nucleotide messenger RNA. It is a transcript of the gene PTH2, whose product is annotated as Gluconate transport-inducing protein. The record is from RefSeq and is a predicted model, not a curated record. Bases 1 to 1704 code for a protein of 567 amino acids. The transcript has 2 exons. NCBI's taxonomy places the organism in Eukaryota, Fungi, Ascomycota, Dothideomycetes, Mycosphaerellales, Extremaceae. Gene Ontology annotation, molecular function: DNA binding.